Molecule: messenger RNA, 741 nt
Organism: Meloidogyne enterolobii
Lineage: Eukaryota; Metazoa; Nematoda; Chromadorea; Rhabditida; Meloidogynidae
Source: the annotation of a GenBank genome assembly
AUGAAUGCUUCUUUUGAUAAAAAGUUGGAUGAAGUAAUGAAUCAAUUAAAACAAUUAAAUGAUAAAAAAUGUAAAAAAGCGAAUUUUGUUUUAACAAAAAAUAAAUGGAAAGUUAUUGAUAAAGUUUGGAAAUGUUGUGAAAAUAAUUGUGUAAAUACAGACAAUCCUAGAAGUAUUUGUAUUGAAGGAAAUGGAUAUAUUAAUAUAAUUGAUGAUGAAAAUAUUUAUUAUAUUAAUUGUGAGGAGGGGAAAGGUGUAAAUAAAUAUUUUCGUGUUUGUGUUGAAAAUUCAUUUACUAAACCAAAAGAAUAUUCCAACAAUUAUUCUUUAUUUUAUUUUGAAAUUAAAUGUAUAAAAAUUGAAACAAAUGAAAAUAAAAGAAAUUGGUUUGUCGUUGGCCUAAGUUAUAAUAAUUAUUAUAUUCGAUUACUUGCAAAAUGUGCUUUAUUUAAAACUGAAAAAAAUGAACAAAUUGAAUUAGACGGCAAUUUUAAAUGGAAUAAUGUAGAUGUUUUUGGGUGUGGAUUGGUAUAUCCACCAACUUAUAAAAUAAAUAAAUUUCCGUAUAUAUUCUUUACACAAAAUGGACAAAUAAUUGGUAAAGAAAUAUAUCCAAAAUAUAAAUGUGAUUCAUUCAAUCCAUAUAUUAUCGUUGAUAAUUGUUUAAUUGAAGCCAAUUUUGGAAAUGAUUUGGAGAAUAAACCUUUUAUUUAUGACGUUAAAAAACAUGUUGUUUUUUAA